GUCUUGACAUUAAAAAAAAUUGCCAUGUGUCAUAAAUGUCUACAAAAUUCUAAUCUUAAUAAUUUAGAUUAAUAUCAAAAUGUUGUAUAUUAUUUCCCUAUCAUCAUUUGACACAGUUUGCCCAUUCAGUCCUAGUAAAAUACGAUCAUUAAACCUUCCUUUCUACUGAUAAUUGUGUGUUAUCGUAAUUGAAAUGAUAAUGAAUUAGUUGUUGAGUUAUGUAUGACUAUUACGAUUUGGAAGAUCGUAACAUGAAAGGCUCCCUUCGUGACUGGCGCAAGGCUCUUCGUACCCCUGCCACGUACAGGGUCGGCAAUGCAGUAAGAAUACAACCACAAUUUGUGUUUCUCAUUGGGCUAGUCGGAUUAUUUUUGUUAAUUUUAGUUUAUUACAAUUGGUGGACGAGUGCUCAAGUUCACGUCACACAUAAAUGGAGUACGAUAUCAAGGUCAUACAAUACAACGUAUCCAUUCACACCGCCAGUGAAGUUGGGUGAUACUGUUAGUUACAGAAUAGGUGUGGUGGCAGAUUUAGACACUAAUUCGAAGAGUAGUUCGAAGGAGUAUACUUAUAAUAGCUAUUUAAAAAAAGGGUUAUUGACAUAUGAUAUUGUCAAACAAUCUGUGACAGUAAAAUGGGAUUCACAGCCAGCUAUACUGCUUUCUUCCACAUAUUCUCACAAAGGAAGAGGAAUGGAGCUCUCCGAGCUGAUUGUAUUUGAUGGACGAUUGCUGACUUUUGAUGACCGAUCAGGCAUGGUAUUUGAGAUUGUCAACAAUAAAAUGGUACCAUGGGUGAUACUGACAGAUGGUAAUGGUCAUGUAGAAAAAGGUUUCAAAUCAGAAUGGGCGACUGUCAAAGAUGAAAUACUUUAUGUCGGUUCAAUGGGCAAGGAGUGGACAACUGCCAGUGGAGAGUUCCAGACGUAUGACCCAAUGUGGGUUAAAGCUAUCAAUAUUCAUGGAGAGGUGCAACAUUUAAGUUGGGUUAAUCAAUACAAAGCUGUAAGAAAUUCUCUAGGUAUCCAAUGGCCAGGUUACAUGAUUCAUGAGUCCGCAGUCUGGUCACCCGUUAAAAGGAAGUGGCAUUUCCUACCUCGGAGGUGUAGUCAUGAGCCAUACAAUGAGACUAAAGAUGAAGUGAUGGGUUGUAAUUAUCUGAUAACCGCUGACAGCAGUUUUAAAACUAUUGAAGCUAGAAUGAUAACUAAACAUCAACCGAAGCAUGGUUUCUCUUCGUUCAAGUUUAUACCUGAAUCAAAAGAUGAGGUUAUCGUUGCUUUGAAGACAACAGAGUUUGAAGGAAAAACCGCUACAUACAUAACUGCAUUUAAAACUGACGGAAAAGUUUUAUUACAAGAUUCAUUUAUUGAAGACAUAAAAUAUGAAGGUUUAGAAUUUAUGUAACAUAUUUUAGGUGAAUUUUGUUAUUUUAUGUACAUAGUGUAUAGUUUUGUUACUGCAUACAUGUCAAUUAAAACAACAUUUUAUGUUUAAA
Papilio polytes (common Mormon) is the source of this 1497-nucleotide messenger RNA. RefSeq names its product apyrase. The transcript has 4 exons. The record is from RefSeq and is a predicted model, not a curated record. Gene Ontology annotation, molecular function: GDP phosphatase activity; calcium ion binding; UDP phosphatase activity. NCBI's taxonomy places the organism in Eukaryota, Metazoa, Arthropoda, Insecta, Lepidoptera, Papilionidae. The coding region runs from base 219 to 1406 and encodes 395 amino acids. Gene Ontology annotation, biological process: proteoglycan biosynthetic process.